CAGCUGAUCGAAGAGUACGUGCGGCAGAUGGCCGCUUGCGAGUGUGACGUGUUUAGUUCGAGUGUACCUUUGUUUACGAUCAUUUGAACGCACAACGAUAACGACGUUAUACGCGGAUAAGGAGAUAUUGCUGAAGAUGGAGCCGCAGGAUAUUUAUUACAACAAAGCGGAAUACGUCGAGACGGCAUCGGGGAACAAGGUGAGCAGACUGACGGUCCUGUGCGGCUCGCAGAACAUCGUAUUACACGGAAAAGUGAUAGUACAGUCCGACGCAAUAAUCAGGGGCGACCUGGCGAACGUGAGAACCGGUCGUUAUUGUAUCAUCAGCAAAAAUGCGGUCAUCCGACCACCCUUCAAAAAGUUCAGCAGGGGGGUCGCUUUCUUUCCCCUCUCGAUGGGCAAUCACGUGUUUGUGGGGGAGCGGGCGGUGGUAAACGCAGCGCUGGUCGGCUCGUACGUUUACAUAGGGAAGAACGCCAUAAUUGGCAGGCGGUCUGUCCUCAAAGACUGUUGCUACAUCGAGGACGGCGCGGUCGUGCCACCGGAGACUAUCGUGCCGUCUUUCACUCGUUUCGCCGGCAGCCCGGCGACGUGCGUCGAGGAGCUGCCCGAGUGCACGGUGGAUCUCAUGACGGACUUCACAAAGAACUAUUACGAGCAUUUCUUGCCGGCGCGGGUCUAACGCACGCCUCGUGCUCCGAUGCUCGGAGACGCAUUCACGGAUACACCGAAGGUUUACUCGUCGUAAGAUCUCCACGCGUUUGUGCGAUUUCCCGUUCGAGCUGAAGGAAGGCGCAACAUUCGUCGAGGAAGGUUUCGAGGAGAUGUUUCGUUAUUUGUGGUGCAUCUUGCUCGCAUUUAUUUCAACGCAAUUCAGUCUCGUUAUCAAUGCCGAGAAUGACAAUAGAGUCUGAUCGCCUACUUGCUCGUUCUUCGAACGAGCGGGAUUACUAACUGUGUAAUAUAACUUGUCAGUGUGCUGAUUGUUUUGCACUACUAUUAAAGUACGUUAAAGCGACGACGCGGAUCGUCUCGUCCUUGUCGCGCGAAUAUGCGGUAACCGCGCUCGCCGGCUCGGGGUAAUAAAGUUUCCUUCGUUCC
Messenger RNA from Harpegnathos saltator (Jerdon's jumping ant), 1101 nucleotides. RefSeq names its product Dynactin 5, p25 subunit. The transcript is spliced from 4 exons. Bases 137 to 682 code for a protein of 181 amino acids. Gene Ontology annotation, cellular component: dynactin complex. NCBI's taxonomy places the organism in Eukaryota, Metazoa, Arthropoda, Insecta, Hymenoptera, Formicidae. The record is from RefSeq and is a predicted model, not a curated record.